CGGCGCGUGACGUCAUGGCGUGAGCACGCGCUUAGUAAACAAGACAAGAACUUAGGAACGGCGUUUCAAGUCAACAGAGUGAUUGUGUCCCAAACCACAUCGAUUGUGUCCCAAACCACAUCCAUUUCACUAUGCAGUGCACUACUUAGUGCCAUCAUUUCCUUCUAAUAAGGGAGAAGUCUACAUACUAAACCUGUCCAUCUGGCUGACUCGUGAGUCUUUGAAAUGAAGGAGAAAUGAGAAACCACUAAAGCCACUGUCGUAUACGUGAAGCAUCGGCGACUGAACGCUCCUGUCACGAUGAGCGCUUCCAAGCCAGACAUCCUGUGGUCCCCGCACCAAGCUGACCGCUUUGUCAUCUGCGACUCUGAGCUGAGUCUGUACCGAAUCACAGUUGGCACCUCAGAGGCCAAAGCCGGCGCGCUGCCGUUAUCCGAGGAGACGGCGGCGACGCUUCUGGCCAUUAAUUCGGACACUCCGUAUAUGAAAUGCGUUGCCUGGUACCCAAAGCAUGAGCCGGAGUGUUUGCUCGCUGUGGGUCAGGCUAACGGUCGAGUGGUGCUCACCAGCCUCGGACAGAGCCACAACUCCAAAUGCAAGGAUCUGAUGGGGAAGGAGUUUGUGCCCAAGCACGCACGGCAGUGUAACACGCUGGCAUGGAACCCAGUGGACAGCAGCUGGCUUGCUGCGGGCCUGGACAAGCACCGAGCAGAUUUCUCUGUUCUGAUUUGGGACAUCAGUAGUAAAUAUUCUCCUGAAGCAAUACCAGCUGAAAAGCUCCGUCUUUCUGGAGAUGUGGAUUCCGGCACUGUGGUGACAAAACCGCUGUAUGAGCUUGGACAAAAUGAUGCAUGUUUGUCUCUUUGUUGGCUGCCUCGGGACCAUCCGAAGCUUUUGCUCGCUGGAAUGCAUCGCAACCUGGCCAUAUUUGACUUGCGCAACACCAGCCAGAAAACCUUCGUCAACACCAAAGCUGUACAAGGUGUUGCGGUGGAUCCACACUUCCCUGAGCGUGUGGCCUCUUUCUUCGAGGGUCAGGUGGCGAUCUGGGACCUGCGGCGCUUUGAGAAGCCAGCGUUCACGCUCCCUGAGCAGGCCAAACCGCUCACCAAAGUGGCGUGGUGUCCGACACGCACUGGUCUUCUGGCUACCCUGACACGUGAUGCCAAUGUGGUGCGCCUGUACGACAUGCAGCACACACCUACGGGACCCGUCGGCUCAGACGAAAGCGAACCCACAGUGAUCGAACGUGGAGUACAACCGGGCAGCGGUACAGAUGGCGUCAUCAGCAGCUUUGCCUGGCAUCCGUCCGCUCAAAACCGCAUGGUGGUGGUAGCACCCAAUCGUGCCAUGAGUGACUUUACAGUGUUUGAGCGAAUCUCGCUGGCCUGGAGCUCCACCACCGACCUGGUCUGGGCGUGCGGACGCCACCUGUACGAGUGUGCCGAAGACAUCAGAGACGGCGGAGUGGCCGAGAAAGACAUCGCCACUAAAAUGAGGGAGCGUGCUCAGUCACGCUACGGCCAUGACACCGUCCAAUUAUGGAGGAACCACUUGCUGGCUGGUGGAAAUGAUCCACAGAUCAGGUCCCUCUGGUACACCUUACAUUUCAUGCAGCAGUACACUGAGGACAUGGAGCAGCGACAGCAGGGAAACAAACAGUCUCUGAUCUACUCAGGCAUCAAGAAUAUUGUCAAGUCCUGUUCUGGUACCACGGAGUUACGGCGCUGCUGGAAAGGCUCGGAGAAGCCGACAGACGUGGUGCAGUAUCACAGCGAGGAGCGCAGCUUGGCUCUGCAGCUGUGCGGCUGGAUCGGUCGCGGGCCGGACGUCGACAUCGAGCCGUUUCUCAGGUCUCUGGAGCAGGAAGGAGAAUGGGAACGAGCCGCAUCCGUGGCCCUCUUUAACCUCGACAUACGCCGGGCCAUCCAGAUCCUCCAAAAAGGAGCGUCGGCAGAUAAAGCCGACCUGAACCUGAACGUGGUGGCCAUGGCUCUGUCCGGAUACACGGACGAGAAAGCGUCUCUGUGGAGGGAGAUGUGCAGCACGCUGAGACUACAGCUGAAGAAGCCUUACCUGUGUUCCAUGUUCGCCUUCCUCACCAGCGAACCCGGGGCGUACGACACCGUGCUGAACGAGAGCCGCAUUGCUGUGAGAGACCGAGUGGCCUUCGCCUGUAUGUUCCUCAAUGACAAUCAGCUGUCCCGGUUCAUCGAUAAGCUGACCAAUGAGAUGAAGGAGGCGGGGAAUCUGGAGGGCGUUCUGCUGACCGGUCUGACGAAGGACGGCGUGGACCUGGUGGAGAGCUACGUGGACCGAACGGGAGACGUGCAGACCGCCAGUUUUUGCUUGCUCAGGGGUUCCAGUGUUGAAGUAGUAAAGGAUGCCCGUGUACAGUGCUGGAUCGAGAACUACCGCAACCUGCUGGACGCCUGGAGGUUCUGGCACAAACGGGCCGAAUUCGACAUCCACAGGAGCAAACUGGACCCCAGCUCUAAGCCUCUCGCUCAGGUGUUUGUAAGCUGUAACUUCUGCGGGAAGUCCAUAUCGUUCAGCUGCUCCGCCCUGCCCCAUCAGGGCCGCGGUUUCAGCCAAUACGGCGUCAGCGGCUCGCCAACCAAGUCAAAGGUCACCAGCUGUCCGGGCUGCCGGAAACCGCUGCCACGCUGCGCCCUCUGCCUCAUGAACAUGGGAACACCAGUGUCUUCCUGCACAAGCACCGGAAAGUCUGGAGAGAAGGUCGACCUUCCGAGAGAUAAGACACUCGCUCAGUUCAACAACUGGUUCACUUGGUGCCACAACUGUCGCCAUGGAGGUCACGCUGGUCACAUGCUUAGCUGGUUCAGAGACCACAGCGAGUGCCCGGUUUCAGCAUGCAGCUGUAAAUGCAUGCAGCUCGACACAACGGGUAACCUGGUGCCUUCAGACCGGUUAUAACCACGCAGUGUUCCAGCCUUCAGACCUGAUCAGUUGAAUCCAGACAAACGUUUAGUUCCUACUAAUGAAUGGACUCCAAUUAAAACAAAAAUUUGCCCUGUGACUGGGCAACACAUGAAAAUAGAUUUGUUUUACUGCUUCUGCUGUUUAUAAAGUGCAGUUUUGAGCAACA
Molecule: messenger RNA, 3109 nt
Organism: Tachysurus vachellii
Lineage: Eukaryota; Metazoa; Chordata; Actinopteri; Siluriformes; Bagridae
Gene: mios
Product: missing oocyte, meiosis regulator, homolog (Drosophila)
Exons: 11
Coding region: 301-2937 (878 amino acids)
Biological process (GO): cellular response to amino acid starvation; positive regulation of TORC1 signaling
Cellular component (GO): cytoplasm
Molecular function (GO): protein binding
Source: RefSeq, a predicted model, not a curated record